CUGGCAUUCGAUAACGAGGAAUUUUAUCCUGCAUCACAGAACCGAGAGUUGACGAUCAUAAGAUCUUUCAACGACCGUCCCUUCUCCUCCAUCCAACAGAAAACCGACCAACCGUCCCUUGCAGCUCUAUCAGUACCCUCCCAAGCGCCAUUCCGCUUCCGAUUCCGAUAUGCGCGUUUGCUCCUCCUCCCCAAUCUGGUUACACUCCUGGUUAUGUUAGGGUUUCAAGAACAGCAUGUUGUCGAUGAUUGAGACUCUGAGGCCGGUUCCACACUCCAGGUGGCUCCACGCGGACUCCGAUUGUAGAUACCGUUAUCCUCCUCCUGCUCCUACUCGCUCUUUCCCAUUCCGCGCUCAUUCUAGGGUUCAUUACAGGGAUCCGCUGCGGCUCCCUCGUCCCGUGAACUUGCUCACUGGUUCUUUGCCCUGCCGAACUCUGCGAGGUUCUGAUCUAUGGGGAAGUGGAGUUUGGAGGAAUUGUAGAUUGAGAGAGCACAGAAUAUUAGCGAAUUGUCAGGACGGCGAUUCAACGGCAAACUCGAGCGAGCCGAUAGCGGACACCGAAGGGCAGCAGAUUAGCAGCACGAAUACGCCCAAUUCGGGUCCGAAGCAGAAGAGGGAGAAGCAAGGGAAAGGUGAGUGGUGGUGGUGGUGGUCCAAGCGGCAGAAUUGGAAAUGGCAGCCUCUGAUUGAAGCUCAGGAGGUCGGGGUGUUGCUUUUGCAAUUAGGGAUUGUUAUGUUCGUUAUGCGGCUGCUGCGGCCGGGGAUUCCGUUGCCAGGGUCGGAGCCAAAACCGCCGACCACUUUCGUUAGUGUACCAUUCAGUGAUUUUUUGAGCAAGAUUACUAGCAACAAGGUGCGGAAAGUGGAGGUUGAUGGCGUGCACAUUAUGUUCAAACUGAAACAUGAGGCAACCGGAAAUCAGGAGAGCGCGGAAGUGGUUGAUGGUAGGUGGCAGGAGUCGGAGCCGUUGUUAAGGAGCGUCGCUCCAACCACAAGGAGGAUUGUGUACACAACUACUAGACCCAGUGAUAUCAAGACUCCCUACGAGAAAAUGCUCGAAAACCAGGUGGAGUUUGGGUCGCCUGAUAAGAGGUCUGGUGGAUUUUUCAACUCAGCUUUGGUGAGUACGUGUUUGGUUGUGGUUGUGACAAGCUGUUAUGAUCUAGAUAAACCAUGGAGUAGUAUUGCUUAGUAAGCGACAACAAGUAGAAAGUCUUUGCGGGUUUGCUGAAGUUUGCUCGCGUGGUCAUGAUUUGCAAUGCAAGUAAUUGCAUAUGGGGGCGGUUCUUCAUGCAGACACAUAGUGCAAGUCUUCAUCUUUUGCCAAACUAGUUAUGCAUGGAGAUUGAACUAGGAAAAUGAAUAUCUUUAUUGCUUGAGCACAUGCUUUUUUCUACAGUUUGUGGGCCAACUACGCAGUUAUUUGCAUCAAUCCGCUUAGGGGCUGUUUUCCAAACGUGGAGUUUUACAAGUUUGUUUUUCCCUUUCAAUCCCAGAUAGCUUUGUUCUAUGUCGCUGUGCUUGCUGGACUUCUCCAUAGAUUCCCUGUUAGCUUUUCUCAGCAUUCUGCUGGUCAGAUUAGGAAUCGCAAGUCUGGUGGUUCUGGAGGUGCAAAAGUUGCUGAACAAGGAGAUGCAAUCACUUUCGCUGAUGUUGCUGGAGUCGAUGAGGCUAAGGAAGAGUUAGAAGAAAUAGUGGAAUUUCUCAGGAACCCGGACAGGUACAUAAAACUUGGUGCUCGUACUCCUCGGGGUGUUCUGCUGGUUGGUCUUCCUGGUACCGGCAAGACCCUUCUGGCAAAGGCUGUUGCUGGAGAAGCUGAUGUCCCUUUCAUUAGUUGCUCAGCUAGCGAGUUUGUAGAGUUAUAUGUUGGAAUGGGUGCUUCGCGAGUUAGAGAUCUGUUUGCUCGAGCGAAGAAAGAGGCACCAUCAAUAAUAUUUAUUGAUGAGAUAGAUGCAGUAGCUAAAAGUCGUGAUGGUAAGUUUCGCAUUGUCAGCAAUGAUGAGCGGGAGCAAACGUUGAACCAGUUGCUUACUGAGAUGGAUGGAUUUGAUAGCAACUCUGCAGUAAUUGUUCUUGGAGCAACAAAUCGUUCCGAUGUAUUAGAUCCUGCGCUUCUGAGACCCGGUAGAUUUGACCGUGUAGUUAUGGUGGAAGCACCUGAUAGGAAGGGAAGAGAGGCCAUUUUGGAAGUGCACGCCUCAAAGAAGGAGCUUCCUUUAGGAAAGGAUGUCAACCUUAGUGACGUCGCAUCAAUGACCACUGGCUUUACUGGGGCUGAUCUUGCUAAUAUAGUUAAUGAAGCUGCUCUAUUGGCUGGAAGGAAAAACAAAUCAUUGGUAGAGAAAAUCGAUUUCAUUCAGGCUGUAGAACGGUCUAUAGGGGGCAUAGAAAAGAAGACAGCCAAGCUGCAAGGGAGCGAGAGGGCCGUUGUUGCACGUCAUGAAGCAGGUCAUGCAGUAGUGGGCACUGCUGUUGCGAGCCUCCUCCCUGGACAGCCGCGUGUGGAGAAGCUAAGCAUACUACCAAGGACGGGUGGCGCAUUGGGGUUUACUUAUACACCACCAACCAACGAGGACAGAUAUUUACUUUUUAUCGAUGAGUUGCGUGGUCGUUUGGUCACCCUUCUUGGAGGGCGUGCAGCAGAAGACGUGGUGUACUCAGGGCGUGUGUCUACCGGUGCAAUAGAUGAUAUUAGGCGAGCUACCGACAUGGCAUACAAGGCAAUAGCUGAAUAUGGUCUCAAUCAUACCAUUGGUCCUGUAUCUGUUGGGACACUCUCCGGAAGUGGGAUUGCUGAGUCUGGAGGUAGUCCAUGGGGAAGGGAGCAGGGCCAUCUCGUUGAUCUAGUUCAAAGGGAGGUGAAGGAAAUGCUACAAUCUGCAAUGGAUGUGGCAAUCUGUGUCAUUCGUGCUAAUCCUACUGUCUUGGAAGGGCUCGGUGCUCAUCUGGAAGAGAAGGAGAAAGUAGAAGGGGAAGAGCUGCAAGAGUGGCUGAAAUUGGUAGUUGCUCCAGAGGAGCUAGCUUCUUUUGUCCGAGGCCAGCAGCAAGCUCCCUGCACAAGCGGCAGGUUCAUGACAGGCGUAAAGAUUGACAAUAUUCAGCUCCUCGAUGCCAGGCUGAACCAUGUAAUGGGGUAAGAAACAAUUACAUUGUAGAAUUGAUACCAACACAACCGUGCGGCAGGUACAGAGAUGAGCCUGAAGCCACCCUGAAUUUUGUAUAUGUUGGUUCAAUCUGGGUGGGAGUUAUGGCUUCAAUCUUUUUAACAUAUAAGGCAGCAGGGAAGAAGAAUCCAGCCAGCUACACGUACAUGUUCACCAGAGUGUUGUGGCCAAGAUGUUAUUAACACGAUGUUCAAAUAGCCUAGCAAGUUAGUCGAUUGACGGGGGUGUUUCAGUCAGUCAGAGUACAGUAUGUUGCUGCCUUUCGGGCUUCACCUAUUUGGCAUCUGAUUGUUAAGCCAUAGGGCACUCGUGUAUUCAUCUGUAUACGUUAUUACAUUACUCUGCAGAAGAAGAAAAAAAGGUUAUACCAUGUACACUAUACGAGCAUUUGUUUGUAAAUAAGAGGAAUUAUGUUCUUGGUA
Linum tenue is the source of this 3592-nucleotide messenger RNA. Lineage: Eukaryota; Viridiplantae; Streptophyta; Magnoliopsida; Malpighiales; Linaceae. The record is from the annotation of a GenBank genome assembly.